GACAUUCUUCCAGUUUAUUUUUUAUAGAGAAAAAGACUCACUAUGAGGUAAACAGAUGUUCUCAGUGUCUAGAUAGCAUUCAACAUCUUUCACAUUCAAUAUCCAUCUAAAUUAUAACUGCGACCAUAAGCUGAAAAUUACACUUAAGUUCACAUAGCAAGCGCACUUUAUCACGCGCGCAUUGAAGCGUCCUCGCGCACACUGGGCGUGUUGACAUUAUUUUGCGCGAUAUUUUACGCGACCUGUAAUUUGUCGAAUUGACUGCAGUUGUGUCGAUGUGGAGGCGUUUGAGAUGAACCCUUUCUUCACUACAGAACAUACAUAAGGCCUACAGCUUAACAGUCCUGCACCCAAUGGGUUGCUUGUUUAGGAGGCUCAUACAAGGAGGACAUCAUGAAUCUGAACGAGAAGAAGCCCAACAAGUGGUGGACUGAACCUGACACGUUCACCAUGUUGGCACUCAUAGAGCGGAUGGGUCUGGUCCACGAGCUGGAUAAGAAGCGCCAGCGCAACGAGUCCCUCUUCCGUCGUCUCCGGCUGAGCCUCGCCAAACGCGGCAUCCACUUCACCGUCACCCAGAUCCGAAACCGCUGGAAAAGCCUUAAACACAAAUAUAGAAAGAUCAAACUGGCGAGCUACCGAAGUCCCACGGCGCGCCUGUCUGCCAUUGAGUCUUUCAGAUAUUUUCACAUGCUGGAUCACAUGUUGGUGCGCAGACCCAAUGCUGAAAACGAGGAUGAGCUCGCAGACGAUCACGUUGGACGAUCGCUCGCUGACCUGGAUCACCACACAGAUAGUUCAUGGCUUGAAAGCGUCAUCCCUAAAUCUGAUCAUGAGAACAUGGCGUCUAAUUUGGAAACCGAUGUGGAGGAGAGUGGGAAUCCAGAAGAUUUGGCAAACUCUGAACCUCCGAGCUGGGCUGUGGGACCAGAUGAAGUUAUGACUCUUGGCUUGUCAGGAGAAUAUCUCUAUGCAGUGAAGAAUUUACCACCAUCUCUAUGCAAUCCCAACAGUACAGAAAGUACAGUAGAGGCCGCUGACUGCAGCCAGGAUGAUUAUCCAGCGGGAACUUCACAGGACACCAGCAGCCUCAUUCUACAGCAGCUCACCGUCUUAAACCACCAGCUUGGAGAACAGCUGGCAGAACAAAAAGCCUUCCAUUGCACCAUGCUGGGAAUGAUGGAUCGCCAGAUACAGGUCCUGGAGCAGCUCUCCAACUUCACCAGAAACCACCAACCUAAACCCGAAUCCACUGAGACGGACUCCUCCAUCAGUCAGAAAGUACAUGAAGCCCUGCUGCGAAUCCUGGGGCAGACUCAAACGCAAACACUUCAGCCAUGUUCGGCCCUUUCCCCCAUACCUAAGACAGAACCUUCACCUUCCUCCUGGAAGGUCUCUGUUUUGGACGUUCACAAGAGGUCACCCUCGAUUGAGGUGGAGUUGGGCAAUGAGACUCCGCAAACUACAGAGGAGUGCAAAAACUGCCCCUCCAGUCCACCUUCUUUAGAGCUUUCAUCUUUAACCAAGAACAAUGUUUUGCAGAAUGGAUUGUGUAAUCACAAUUGAAUGCUACUUAUUUGGGACUCUUUAUCCUUUUAUCAAUAGGAAGAGAUUACAGAUGUUUCAAGAGUUAAUGUCUAAAGAUCUUUGCACACCUAGUCUGAAAUUUGCACACGUUAAAAAAUAAAUACGACCUCAUGUUGUGUCAAUCAUGGACACACUGCCUCCAAAACGUUUGUACAUUCUAAAUAAAUCGGAUCAGGCGUUACAUUUUCUCUAUUUUUCGCAUCAGAAGCAAGCAUUUUGAGAGGUGUUUGACAAUUCAGAGCCACAGUAAAAGCGAACACCAAAAUCCAGAAUGCCAUUUGACAACUUGAUCCAGUUUGUCUCACAGACAAAGAAAGUGCAGAAUACAAAGAGCGACAAAUUGAAAGUCAAAGUGACUUGAUUGUCAAGUAUGGUAGCCCAUACUCAAAAUGUGACCUCUGCAUUUGUCUUAUCCCAGUAAGUAGGGAAAUCACACACUGCAGCAUCCGGAUGGAAUUGGGAAUAGACCCUUUUACAGUUGGUAAACAAUGUGACGUAUUUGUGUGGGCGGGGCUUAGCUGGAGGCUGAAAGAUUCCCUUCAACGCUUUAACAGACGGUAGCUAGCGAGUUUUCUUAGCUUUAACCAUAGCUGUCGUCAUUUUUUUGUCUGGCAAUGGCAGCAGGUAUCCGAUAAAACUUCAAAUUGCCUGUUCUUCGUCGAUUCUGGCAACCAACAACACAACAACCCAACAUUUUAAAAGCUCCUUGUGUAGCCGACCCUGUGUUGGUUCGACCCCGCCUCCAGUAAGUUUUCCGUUUGAUUUGCCUCCAGCUAGCGCCGUGACGUAUCUGUGACGUCCGCGCAAAAGGGGUCUAUAAGGGCACGUUAUAGUUGUGCAUAGGUCCUACAGGUUCCACGUCGAUUUUUGACCUGCAAACACACGGCUGGUAGGCAGUGUCAACACGUGUAGCCACAGUAGCAGCACGGCCGUCAAUGAAGAAGCAGCUUUGGAAGUUAAUCCACAAACAAAAAAGAAACAGCAACUUGUUGUGUAUAAUUUGAGAAGACCAGCAAUUAUGGAAGUAAAUAAACAGCGACUUUUGUUGCAGUUUAAGUUAAAUCACUCCUCAACUUGGCUCAUCUUUGUUUUCACCAUCGCAAACGGAAAUACCUAUGACGCAGUUUUUUUAUAUGACGGGAGGGGUUUUGGUGGACCAAUCACAGCGCUUGCGGUCCGCGCAGAACUGACGCGCUGUAAAAAAAUUUUGCGAGGUGCACGUCAGGCUACGGAUAACCUACGAGCUUACGCACAACUAUAAAUCGGGCUUAAGGUGCCUUGCUCAGGGGCUCCUCAGUUGCGACCUGCCGGCCGUGAGACUCGAACCGGCAACCUUCGGGUACCAAAGAUUAUACAGUUUUGUGCUCAAGUUAACUAAACAAAAGCUUUUUGCUAAUUUUAGUCAUUCAUUCGUAGUGAAUUGCGUUAACGAUAUGAAGACUCCAUUUUGUAUUUUUAUGCAAAUUUUUCCGCAAUCAAUUAAUUAAUAUGUGUCAGUGUGAAAAUUCGUCAUGCACAGAAACCUUUGUGGCAAAAACGAAAAUUUCGGACUUCAGUGUGCAAAGAUCUUAAAGAUGCAACAUCUGAAACAUCAAUGUCCAUUGUUGAGUUUGGCAGACUGUUGACAUCUACAUUUAGCACUUUUUCAGUUUUCGUAGGAAAGUAUUCAACGUUCUGAUGUUUUAAUCAGUGAUACUUUGGGGAAAUAUAACAGUAGACUUAUUUAUUGUUUUGAUUGCUAAGUAACAGUUGAUCUGAAUCUUAGAUGACAAGUAACUUUGAUGUUUAGGAAUUGCAGUUCAGACAAAGAAAGCUGUUUGUCUGUAAUCAUGUCUCAAAGUCUAGAGAAAAAAAUAUAGCGAUCUUUAUUAAGAUUGAAGUCGCAAAGCUGUGUAAAAGUUUAAAUUCUUCCAAUUAGGUUUGGGAUUAUUUUUCUCCAGGGACACACUAAUGUACAAGUUUAUGACUGAUUUUAAACUGUAACAUAUGUGGUUUAGUAUUAACUUUAUUAGCCUGUUAAUUUGAUAAAUCAGUAAUUGCUUGCCUCUGAUCAUAAACUAAUAGUCAUCUUAAUAUUUGGAAUAAUGUUAAGAUGCUCUUUUUCUCUGAAAGCAGGAUAGUCCAGGGUUGUUUUAAAUGGGGUUUAUCAAAACUAGUUUUGGCAUAUGGAAUCAUUUGUUUAUUUUCCUCACUAUGUAGGAUGAAUUGCCCUAAUGUGGGAUAUUUUUUGAAUUUCACACUUUAAUUUGCUCCCUAUUUGAUGAUUGCUCCACCCUCACAUAUUGUCACUGAACAUAUGAGAGGUCAUUUUAUUUUGUUAUUUUUUUUGUGAUCCCAUAGUACUUGCAUUCAUGUAUUUUGGGGGGACCUACAAACAAUAGACCUUAGGUGUCCCACAUUAGGCUGUGUCUCACUUUAGGGCAAUUCACUCCAAGUAUGACUCAAUUUGCCCACCAAAUCUGGGCUUUGAAAAGGUAACAUAUGCAGUAUAUUAUUUUAAAUGCAGCUGCUAUGUUUUGUGUUUGAAUGAUAAAAGUUGUAUCAAUGAAAAGUUGAUUUUGAUGCUUCCCAUUUACAAUUUUAUGAAUUUGUGACCGUGUCUGUGUGAUCCAGGUUAUAGUCUUAUAAUCAUAUGAUGAGGUUAUCAACAUUUGAUUUCACAUUGAU
This is a messenger RNA of Paramisgurnus dabryanus, 4254 nucleotides long. RefSeq lists its product as uncharacterized. NCBI's taxonomy places the organism in Eukaryota, Metazoa, Chordata, Actinopteri, Cypriniformes, Cobitidae. The record is from RefSeq and is a predicted model, not a curated record.